Molecule: messenger RNA, 1706 nt
Organism: Pollicipes pollicipes
Lineage: Eukaryota; Metazoa; Arthropoda; Thecostraca; Pollicipedomorpha; Pollicipedidae
Product: zinc finger protein 696
Exons: 10
Coding region: 63-1706 (547 amino acids)
Biological process (GO): regulation of transcription by RNA polymerase II
Cellular component (GO): nucleus
Molecular function (GO): DNA-binding transcription factor activity, RNA polymerase II-specific; RNA polymerase II transcription regulatory region sequence-specific DNA binding
Source: RefSeq, a predicted model, not a curated record
CCCCCCCCCCUUGUGUCAUCUUAAAAAGCAAGUGUUCAGUGUCCACUCCGCAUGAUGACAGAAUGGCUCAAAAUGUCGGUAGCGGCUGUCCGCAGUGUCGCCGCCUGGUGGCUGGAAGAGGUAACAGGCUCGUCACCGACGCCUGCGGGCAUGUGAAGUGUCGGUACUGCCUCCUGUCAGAAGAAGAUGGGUGUUGGUCUUGUAAAGCACCACAGGCAGAGGCGGCGGCGGUGGCCGGGCCGUACUGGAGCUGCGAGCAGCUGUGGCCGUCGCGACGUCACGAGGAGGCGGCCGGCGCCGAGCUGGAGCGCAGGCUGGGCCCGCUGCUGGUGCCAGGAUGGCGUGCCCGCAUCCUGGCCCUGGUCGACCUGGAGAAGAGCAGGAGCUCGCAGGAGAAGGACCGCAGCGCCGGCGAGAAGAACAGCUCGGGGCUGACCGCCCGGGUCGACCAGCAGAAAGCCAAGGGCUCAGCGCUGGCGGCCCGGCUCGACCAGGACGAGAGCAAGAGUGCGAAGGCGUCUGCCCCAGUCGACCAGGAGAAGACCGAGCGGCCGGAGUUAGUCGUCCGGGUCGAUGUGGAGAAGAGCGGCAGUUCUGACAUGGCGGGGGACAAGACGUCACUGGCCGAGCCUGAGUCCAGGGCGAAGUCCGGUCACGGCGAAGGUCGGCGCAGCAAGACUCCUGGCUCCAAGAGGGGCAGCUCGCGACGGCUCACUGCCUUCAUGGUGGUCCGCAAGGUGGAGACAGAGGGAUCAAAGCCCGAAUACGAGUGCAUCGAGUGCAAAAAACACUUCACUACAUUCUCCCACUGGAAGAGCCACGUGCGCUGUCGCACGGGCAAGGCUCGCUUCAGCUGCUCUCUGUGCCCUUGGAGAGGGAAUGCAAAGCAGCAUUACAACUAUCACAUGGACAGGCAUAAAGGCACUCCUCCAUCUCACGUAUGCUCAAUCUGCUCGGCCAAGUUUCUACAAAAGUCCACCUUGGACCGCCACAUGGCCACCCACAGCACAGAGGGCGGUCUGCAGUGUGCCGUGUGCUCCACCCGCUUCACCUGCCAGUACAACUACCAGCGGCACCUGCGCACUCACACCGGCGAGAAGCCUUUCUCCUGCCAGCUCUGCGGCCGGGCCUUCUCCGACCAGGGCAACCUCAAGAAGCACAUGCUGAAGCACAAGGAGAGUGCGGAGGAGCGGUGUCCGGUGUGUCCGGAGCCGCGCCUGUACCGCACGCCGGCCACGCUGUCGCAGCACCUGCGCGAGUGCCAUGAUCUGCCGCGGCCGGCGCAGCGCCACAGCUGCUCCACCUGCGGCAAGCACUUCUCCCGCCGCUCCGACCUGCGCAGACACCAGCGCAUCCACACAGAGGAGAAGGAGUUCGGCUGCCCGUACUGCCGUGUGACCAGCCGGCGGGUGGACACACUGGCGCGUCACAUGGCCGCCUCGCACCGGCUCAGUCGGGACGAAGCGCGCGCCAAGAUCCGCCGCUCGGCCGGCAGCCCGGCCGGCAGCCCGGCCGACCACGGGCCCAGCAGCGUCGACCAGCGCUCGGCGCAGCAGCUGACCAGCUCCCAGAACCACCUGCGCCAGCUGAUCGGCAACGCCGCCUUUGAGGGUCUGUCCACCAUGUUCGACAACCUGCGGACCAACGUCGUGGCGUGCAUGUCAGCUCACGGCCGCGCCCAGCGGCCGACGGAAGCGGGGCCGUAG